AUGUUCCCGUUUCGAAAGAGCAGCACUAAUAACAACAGCAACAACAACAACUCUUCGACGACGAGCUCGAGUUCGACGGGGGGGCGAAAAACCUCCGCGAAGAAGUUUCAGAGAAUCGCCAAGUGCGUGACGAGGACAACCUCUCUGGUUGUCCUUUUGCACGUGUUGUUUUUGUUCUUAUACGCCACGGUGUACCGCUCGCGAAGCCGACAUCACUUACAUUCGAACAUUCCGGAUUUGUUGAGACCGGACGAGACGUUUACGACGAGCGCGAGACGGUUGACGUGUAAAUUGACGUUCGGGGAUCGGAGCGGGAGAGGCUUUAGCGACGCGACGAACAGGCCGUUCGAUCCGAUGCCGAGCGGGAGCGUGAUGCCGUUUAGCGGCGCGUUCGGGAGCGUUGGGUUGGAAAGAGAUACGAACGCGAGAGCGAAAGGGAACGGGAUGGGCGGGAUGAGUAGUAGUCAAGGCGGUGAUGGUUCUAGAGUUUUCGCGCCGCCUCCACCGACAUCGUAUUCUCCGCCUCUUUCUCUCGAUACCGGUUUGAACGCGACGAUCGAUACGCUCAUUUUUCCGACGCUCGGAGCGAUGGAGGGAAUAUCGAGCUCGACGAGAUCAUCUUCUUCAAACAAGAAGAAGAAAUAUAGGAGUAAGAAGAAUGCCGCUAAAGAAGAUUUGAACGUAGACAUGAAGGUAGUGUAUAGUGAAGGGAGCGAACGUAGUAGUAGUGGGAGGAUCGGGAGUAGUAACAAGAGGAAAGAAGAAGAAGAAGAAGAGGAAGAAGAAGAAGCGAGCAGCGACGACGACAGAUUAUCUUCAUUUCUUGCCGGCGCCGGGAACACGAGGAAUUACGGAAGCAUUCCUUCGGUCGCGCAAUACGCAUCGAGAGUGUUCAUUUUAACCGGCAUUUCUGCCUGGCAAACGAACGCGGUGGAACUCGCGGAGCAUUUUUUGAUGCACUACGUGACAAAGCACGAGAUCCCCGCGAGGCACGUAUUGUGCGUCAUACAAUCGCGCUCAAAUAACGUGGAUGCUGAGCUCGUGAGUCAAAUCCAAGACGCGUUCUUACGAUAUGGCGCGUUCACGGAUGUUUACGAAGGCGACGCGCUCCUGUACUCCGUCGCGGCUGCGCGAUUUGAAGAAAAGCUAGCGCUUGCCGUGGACGAAGACGAUUGGAUAGUCGCGGUAGAUUUAGACGAACAUCUCGAUACACCGCACGAUGAAUCUAUAGCGCGAUUUCUCGCACGCGCGGACGCUUUAGGAUUUAAUUUAGUCAACGGAAAAUGGAUAGAUAGAGUAGCAGAGGAUGGGAAUUUAAAGACGGUGUCGCCUACGCAAACGUUGGACGCGCAGUUCCCUCGUCAGUGCUACAUCGGACCGACGUGCGACGUGAGAAGAAACCCAACGCACAGAAUAUUUGCGAGCGAUGCGCCGUCGAAGAGAUUAGAAGCUAAACAUUUGAUCAAGUUUCCGACCCCUAAGAUGCGUGCGGGUUCGGCGACAUCAAAUGAACCGACGCCUUCUUCCUUCUCGUCCAGUCGUCGGCGUUUGAUGCGCGCAUUGUUUGCCACAGAUGGUGCUACGUCUUUAUCAACAACACAACAUCAACAACACAAUCAUAAUAAAAGACGAAAGGUUCCGCGAGCGUUACUCAACGUCAUCGCACACAAAGUUUCCUUCCCAGUGCUUGACGUUCGAGUGUUGCACGACUUUGCCAUCGACGACGUCAUUUCAGCGUCGUUACCGUCUGUGCAUCACGAAAAAGUCUAUCCGGUGCCGUUGAAAGUUCAACACUAUCAGUGGCACGAUUUGGCACAUAAGCAAAUGAAGGUCGCAGCGGCUGGCUUCGAAAGAUGCGACCAACUAAAACAUGGCGCCGCUAAAGUUGCCAAAAAUUUGGCACGAAUUCUGAGCUCGUAUUGGCGAAACAAGUUUAGCGCGCGCAAGUUUGGCAAGCACAAUUUUAAUAAUCGCGACGAUCUUAGUAAUGAAAACAGCGAGCACUCGAGUAAUUUGCCGGCGAAUAGCCUGCUACAAAUCGUAUGUCCUGGAAUCGCGUGUGGAUACGAGUCACGAGAUAUUCGACGCGUGGCAAUCGUAACCUCGGUUUGGGAACACGUCGACGGCGUUUCGCGAACGAUGAAACGCGUCGCGGAAUAUUUGAGAGAGCGAGACGAUUCAGAAGUUAUGGUUGUAUCUCCUGACUUGGCGAAAGAUGAUUACCAGAUUAAUCAACGCGAAGAGGACGAAGACGAGGAAGACGAAGAAGGUGAGCAUACAGAUCCUUACAGUACUCUCGAUCCAGCCGACCGAGAAAGAAUCUUAGUCACUCCAGUUCCCCACGUAGCCGUUCCAGGCAGAGCCGAAUACAAGAUGUCCGCGCCGUUACAAACUGCGCAAAAAACCAUUUUAGAUGCGUUCGACCCGAAAGUUAUUCACGUUGCCGCACCAGAUGUUCUCGGACACUCCGCGGUGGAAUGGGCGAGAAAGCGCGGCGCGUGUUCGGUGUGCUCCUAUCACACGGCUUUUGACACGUACUUGCAAUAUUACCACGCAAAACUGCUGGUUCGACCGAUUCGACAGAUGUUGUCGCAGUUUUAUCGAUCGUGCGAUGUUGUUGCAACACCUUCGUUCGCGGCUGCGGAACACUUAGAGAAAAUGGGAGUGCCGUUUUCAAAGUUGGGUUUUUUCCCUCGCGGUGUGAACGAGAAGAUGUACAAUCCGAGCAUGCGAGAUCGACAGUAUCGCAUCGACAAGUUCGAAAUCGACCCUUCUCGAGAACAUGAAACGAUCGUUAUUUUGUGGGUGGCCAGAACCGUUCGCGAAAAAGGUUUAAUGGCGUUUUGUCGCACCAUCCGCGAACUCGAUACGCGCGUUAACGACGCGUUACCGCCGUUCAAAGUUGUGGUCGCUGGCGACGGACCGGAUUUACCCAUGGUUCGAAAAGAACUCGCGAAUAUCAAAAACGUCGUCAUCUUGGGCCAUUCUGGCGGUUUGUCGUUAUCGAAAACUUACGCUGGAGGUGACAUAUUUUUCUUUCCUUCGAGAACAGAAGUCAUUCCAAACAACAUCAUCGAAGCAAUGGCGAGCGGGUUACCGGUCGUGACCGAUAACGUCGGCGUUAAUCGCGCCAUCGUUGACGACGAGAAAACUGGUAUUUUGAUUUCGACUACCUCGGCGGACCCGGUGUCUUCGGAUAUAAAAAAUUACGCGGACGCCAUCGAGUCGCUCAUGACAGACGCCGUAAAAAGAAGACAAAUGGGAACAAACGCUCGCGAAUCCACGUUUGGUUUAACUUGGGACCGGACGUUCCGAAGUUUGCGUCACAUCUACGAUCGGUGCCGUCCUGGUUUACCUUACAGCCGCGAAGAUGACGGAGACGAAGACAAAGAGGAGGAGGAGGAGGAAGAGGAGGAGGAGCAAAACGGCGACGAAGGAAAAGACGGGAAAAAGAAGAGGAAGAAACCGUACCAACGCGACGUCAUCGUCGACCCGAGCGCGCCCAAAUCCUCCUUAAUCUACCGACUUUCCAAAGGCAUGCACGGCGGUUUCGCGCGUUCUCGAGAAGCCGCCGCGAACGACGACAAAGAAGACGAAAUCGAACGUUUGCAAGCGUUGCAAGCCGCCGGGUUCGCCGGAAACGUCGUUUUAGACGGCGACGAAAACAACGAUCACUAG
Bathycoccus prasinos is the source of this 3678-nucleotide messenger RNA. Its product is annotated as glycosyl transferase group 1. Gene Ontology annotation, molecular function: glycosyltransferase activity. NCBI's taxonomy places the organism in Eukaryota, Viridiplantae, Chlorophyta, Mamiellophyceae, Mamiellales, Bathycoccaceae. The coding region runs from base 1 to 3678 and encodes 1225 amino acids. The record is from RefSeq and is a predicted model, not a curated record. The transcript has a single exon.